CAUCUGUUGACUGUCAAGACCGUUGCCUCCAAUGCCCCAUUGGAGCUACCAAAAAUUAAGAAAACAGAACCUGUGUCCUCAUCCUCUUCUCCCACGCAUCAGCCACAGGCCUACAAAUACUAACACCGCAAGGCACAACCACACACGCACCAUCGGCAUCCACCAAUCUACCAUACGGACACUCACUAGUCAAGCACUCAAGCCUAACAAACAGGCAAUGGAAGCCGGGGGAGCGACCGCCGGCGUCGGCGCCGAGAAGAAUUCGUGGCCGGAGGUGGUGGGCCUGUCGUCGGAGGAGGCCAAGAAGAAGAUCAUACAGCACAAGCCGGACGCCAGCGUCCACGUCGUUCCGGCCGACUCCUUCGUCACCAUGGAUUACAACACCGGCCGAGUCAGGGUGUUCGUCGACUCCAACGACAAGGUCACGAAAGCUCCCAGGAUUGGCUAGCUUAGCCGGGCUCAUCCUUGCGUUUGUACCAAUAAACGAGGACGUAAUUCUGUCUAGCUGUACUCUGCAAGCGUGUGUACUGAUAUGUGUUGUUGUCGAUAGCAUAGCUGUGUGGUGUGUUACUGUCUUUUACUUCUUUUUAUAUAAAAUAUAAAACAUGGUGUGUUA
Messenger RNA from Aegilops tauschii subsp. strangulata, 616 nucleotides. The record is from RefSeq and is a predicted model, not a curated record. Lineage: Eukaryota; Viridiplantae; Streptophyta; Magnoliopsida; Poales; Poaceae.